UGAUGUUCUUUUGCACUCUGCCUCCAGACCCAUUUGAACCUGUACCCUGCUCCAGCCAGGGAGAAGGAGAUACAGAGUGAGCAAAGGAUACUGUAAAAAGGAAGCAUCAUGAGUGGCUCUUCAACUAACAUGAGGCUGCGGCUGCCACUGUUAUGCAUCAUCUUAGAGGUCAUCCUCAUCAUCCUCUUUGGAACGCUGGUGGAGUAUAACGAAGACACCGAUGCCAAGCACUGGAAUGAAAAGGGAAAACAUAACGAAUCCCAACACGAAAAUGAGUUCUACUAUCGUUAUCCCAGUUUCCAGGAUGUACAUGUGAUGAUCUUCAUCGGUUUCGGGUUCCUGAUGACGUUUCUUCAGCGUUAUGGAUUCAGUAGUGUCGGAUUUAACUUCCUCAUCGCAGCCUUUUCCCUUCAGUGGGCCACACUUAUGCAGGGCUUUGUACACGGCUUGCACCAUGGCAAGAUCCACGUUGGGGUUACAAGUAUGAUAAAUGCAGACUUCUGCACUGGUUCUGUGCUGAUCUCUUUUGGUGCCGUUUUGGGGAAGACAAGUCCCGUGCAACUGCUUGUUAUGGCCAUUUUCGAGGUGACAUUGUUCGCUGUCAAUGAGCACAUCCUGAUUGCUAUCCUUGGGGCUAAUGACGCUGGUGGGUCCAUGACCAUCCAUACAUUUGGUGCAUACUUUGGCCUGGUGGUGACCCGUGUGCUGUACAGGCCCAACCUGGAUAAGAGUAAACACAGGAACUCAUCUGUCUACCACUCUGACCUCUUUGCCAUGAUCGGUACCAUUUACCUGUGGAUGUUCUGGCCCAGCUUCAACUCAGCCAUUACUAAUUAUGGAGACCCCCAGCACAGAACCGCCAUGAACACUUACUACUCUCUGGCUUCAUGCACAAUGGCUACAUUUGCCUUCUCUGCCCUAGUCAACCCAGAGGGCAAAUUGGACAUGGUGCACAUCCAGAAUGCUGCUCUGGCAGGUGGUGUUGCUGUAGGAACAGCUGGAGAGAUGAUGCUGACUGCAUUUGGCUCCAUGAUCGUGGGAUUCCUGGCUGGAACUAUCUCAGUACUAGGAUACAAAUACCUCACGCCGGUUUUGGAGGAGAAACUGAAGAUUCAGGACACGUGUGGCAUUCACAACCUUCAUGGAAUGCCGGGGGUUCUUGGAGCUGUGGUGGGUGCCGUCACUGCUGCUGUAGCAUCCAAGGAUGUGUAUGGAGAUGGAUUGAGUAGAGUAUUCGGCGCUAGUGAAUCUGAGGAUUGGACUCCUGAAUUCCAUGGUGGGAGGCAGGCUAUCUCUCUGGCUGUCACACUAGGGAUGGCUUUCAUUGGUGGGCUAAUUACAGGAUUCAUUUUGAAGCUACCAAUCUAUGGUGCACCUCCAGAUACUCACUGCUUUGAGGAUGCACUCUACUGGGAGGUACCGGGGGAGGAGGAAAGUCACAAUGAGCUCACUGAAGUGAGCUCACCAAACGAAGUGGAAAAACUCAACAGCUAAAUUACUAGCUCUUUGAUACCUGUUUGUGUGUUUGUUUAUGUUCAUGUCAUGUUCACAUGUUCACAUCAGUUCACAAAGUACCAUCACUGGUGGUGUUCUCUGCGGGAUAUUUUACUUAUGUUCUUAAAAUGAAACAGCAAACUCUGUUUCAUUAUUAUAAUUAUUUUCAUUAUAUGUGUUUAUAUUAAAUAUUUCAUUAUUAGCCAAGUUGAAUAUUGAAUAAACGUUGAGAAUGUGCUACGCUAAACUCAGGCAGUGUUAUAUGUCACUCUCACAGUCAACUUUCUCUAAGAAAUUGUGAUUCUUAAUAAAACCACUAGAUGGUGAUGCAGAGCUGACUACAGCUCUGUGCUGUGAAUGAGAAAAACGAGAGAAGCUGAUGAUUAGCUUGUGAAAUAUAUUUGCAAUUUAACAAAGCCAACUUUUAUGCUCUUGCUCUCUCUCUCUCUCUCUCCUGUUUUUGCAGUGAAAGGGAUAUGUUAUGAAAUGAAUUGGAAAACAUUUGCUAUUGAAUUCUUUUUUUAUUUCCCAAAAGUGUAUGUGAAGUCUACUGUAAGAAUCAUCCUAAACAGCUGGAAUAUAUAUAUAUAUAUUGUUUUUUUAUAACAUACAAUUUUUAUGUGAAUAACAUUAUUUCUGCGUUCUUUAGGAGUAAUCAGAUUUUUCUUUUGUUCUUCUUGUUGGUCUCAAAUAGAUAUGCUGUUUUCUGAAUUAUUUGCUUUGCAGACGUAACAAUAUUAAGAGAUCAUGCAUAUGUGACACUGACACAUAUGUGACAUGUUUUUUUUUUGUUGUUGUUGUUUUUUUAAUAAGAACAUUUAAAAAAAUUGGUGAAGAUAAGUGGCAAAUUGUUAAAUGUUUAAAGUUUCAUGUUAGAUGUAUCUGUUUUAAAUUAGACAAAUAACUUUGUUUUUUGUUUUUCAAUAUUUUUUUCUACCCAAUAUAUAGGCAGCUAUGUGACAUGUUCUGUAUACAAUGGCAUUUGAACAUUCAUAUUUGUUUUUAACAACAUGAAUUCAUAGUUGUUAUUUAAUUAUUCCUGUGGUGGUGUGUGUGUGUGCGAGAAAAAUAUUCUGUAAGUUAGAAGGACGUUUUUUGUCAUUCAUAUGAGCGCGCGCGUGAUUUCUGCAUUCCGCUCGACGAUAAACAACGACAUCAAAUCGCACUGAUUCUAGGUGAAAGUGCCGUUUAAUUCAUGAAUACUUAAUGGCGCCAACAGUCACAGCGAAAAUGGUUAACUAAGAGUCCAGAUGGUCUCCGUCGCGUAAUUAGCACAGUUUCACUUUCUAGGAUCAAACGGAGAAGAGAAAGUGGGGGGUCUUAUUUUGAUAGCACGUUAUUAGGAACGCUCGCGGGGUUGUUGGGAGCAGCUCUACGCCCCUUUUCAUUCGUUCAGUGAGUGUUGUACAGAGACGGCGCCGCGGCGUGAACCAGCGCCAAUGUCUUUUCCCAGGCCUCAGACAGGUGGACAGCUGUUAUGUGAAUAGGCGCUAACGCUGAAGUGCUUAAUUGCGCUUUAUAAUCACCAAAAACGAAGAAUACUUACUGCAUGUAUUCGUGCAUUUACAUAUUUGAUUUGUUUGUGUUCUGUUUUAAAAAAAAAAAAAAUUUAAAAACUAAUUGAGCUUUAAAGAUUUUAAAAUGGUGCUGGCUUUGAGAUCUACGUGAUUUUGUUGUGCUUCUUAGUUCUUUAAAGUUGUUUUAAAAACUAGAUAUGUUUUAGGGCCAUAUUUGCACGUUUAAUGCUAAUUUUAGAACAGAUAAAAAGAAGGCCUGGCACCCAAAAAUUUAAAUUCGCAUCAUUUUCUCAUGCCAUACCAGCUAUAUUAGACUUUCUUCUGCUGAACACGAACGAAUAUUUUUAGAAGAAUAUCUCAACUCUCUAGGUCCAUACAAUGCAAGUGAAUGGUGGCCAAAAAGCACAUAAAGGCAGCAUUAAAGUAAUUCAAAAGACUCCAGUGGUUAAAUCCAUGUCUUCAGAAGCGAUAUGAUAGGUGUGGGUGAGAAACAUCAAUAUUUAAGUGUUUGUUUGUUUUUGUUUUUUUUUGUUGUUGUUUUUACUACCAAUUCUCCUCCCUGCCCAGGGAAAUCGAAUGUGAAUUGCCAAAUACAAAAGAAGAAUGUGAAAGUGGAGAUUUAUAGUAAAACAGGACUUAUAUAUUGAUCUGUUCCUCACACACACAUAUAAUAUCGCUUCUGAAGACAUGGAUUUAAACAUUGGAGUCAUAUGGAUUACUGUUAUGCUUCCUUUAUAUGCUUUUUGCAGACCAAAGUUCUGGGAAUUCAUUCACUUGCAUUAAAUGGACCUACAGAGCUGAGAAAUUUUUCUAAAAAUCUUUGUGUUCAGCACAAGAAAGUAAGUCAUACACAUCUGGGAUAGCAUGAGGGUGAGUAAAUGAUGAGAGAAUUUAACAUUUUGUGUGAACCAUCUCCUUAACCAAAAAAAAAAAAAAAAAAAAAGAA
Messenger RNA from Myxocyprinus asiaticus (Chinese sucker), 3957 nucleotides. Its product is annotated as ammonium transporter Rh type B. The record is from RefSeq and is a predicted model, not a curated record. Gene Ontology annotation, molecular function: ammonium channel activity. The transcript is spliced from 10 exons. Gene Ontology annotation, cellular component: plasma membrane. Lineage: Eukaryota; Metazoa; Chordata; Actinopteri; Cypriniformes; Catostomidae. The coding region runs from base 109 to 1494 and encodes 461 amino acids. Gene Ontology annotation, biological process: ammonium transmembrane transport; ammonium homeostasis.